AUAUAUAUAUAUAUAUAUGUUUGUAUGUAUUUCUUUUGUUAAAUGCACAGGUAUUCAACCGUUUGUGACAUUAUUUCACUGGGAUCUUCCUCAAGCCCUUGAAGAUGAGUAUGGUGGUUUUUUAGGCCCUCAGAUAGUGAAAGAUUUUCAAGAUUUUUCAGAGCUAUGCUUCAAGGAAUUUGGAGAUAGAGUAAAGUAUUGGAUGACAAUGAAUGAGCCAUAUAUUUUUAUCCUUGAUGGUUAUGACUUGGGCUCAAAAGCACCUGGUAGGUGUUCACCAUGGAGGUCCAAAGGUUGCCCUGCUGGGGACUCAGCAACUGAACCCUAUAUAGUUGGUCAUCAUAUGCUCCUUUCUCAUGCUGCAACUGUGAAGCUAUACAAAGAGAAAUAUCAGGAAUCACAGAAGGGGCAAAUAGGGAUAACCCAUGUGUCUCAUUGGAUGGUGCCUUACUCUAAAUCCAAGCUCGACCAAAAAGCAGCCCAACGAGCACUCGAUUUCAUGUAUGGAUGGUUUUUUGACCCAAUAGUCUAUGGGGAUUAUCCACAAAGCAUGCGAAGUCUUGUAGGAAAACGUUUACCAAAGUUCACUACUGAGCAAGCUAAGAUGGUUAAAGGGUCCUUUGAUUUCAUGGGGCUAAACUACUACACUGCAAAUUAUGCAGCUAAUCUUCAUUUCCCUAAUAGUAUUAAUGCCAGCCUCACCACGGAUUCUCAUAUUAAUCUUACAACUCGCAAAAAUGGAAAACCCAUUGGCAAACCGACUGAUGUAAGCGCAUUUUGUGUUUAUCCGAGAGGACUUGAAAAGCUUUUGCUCUACACAAAGGAAAAGUACAACAACCCAGUUAUUUACAUUACAGAGACUGGGAUGGGUGAUGCCAACAAUAGGACAACCAAGGAAGGUGUAAAUGAUCCUCAGAGGAUAGCUUUUUAUCGUGGCCAUUUGUUGGCUACUCAAGAAGCCAUUAGGAAUGGUGCCAAUGUUAAGGGUUUCUUUGCAUGGUCAUUUCUAGACAAUUUUGAAUGGAGCAAUGGUUAUACCGUGAGGUUUGGUAUCAACUACAUUGAUUACAACGAUGGACUAAAAAGAUACCCCAAACUUUCGGCGCUUUGGUACAAGAAAUUUCUCCUUAAAUAGUUCAAAUUAUUGUUGGAAGUCAGAGGAACGGUACUAUUUUUGUCUUUUCUGCUCUUGUAAUAUAUAUGUACCGAAUAAUCGGAUAAAUACUCGACUCUUUCAUGUUGGCUUGUGCUACUAGAUUUGUAUUUGUCUUGCAUUCUUCUUAUUGUCUCCCUUUGUCAUGUGUAUUGUGAAAUUUGUGGAUCGUUUCCUAAUGAAUGUUCUAUGAAUAUAUGUAUUAUGAGA
Messenger RNA from Camellia sinensis, 1363 nucleotides. NCBI's taxonomy places the organism in Eukaryota, Viridiplantae, Streptophyta, Magnoliopsida, Ericales, Theaceae. The record is from RefSeq and is a predicted model, not a curated record.